Bradysia coprophila is the source of this 3085-nucleotide messenger RNA. RefSeq names its product 6-phosphofructo-2-kinase/fructose-2,6-bisphosphatase-like. The record is from RefSeq and is a predicted model, not a curated record. Gene Ontology annotation, molecular function: 6-phosphofructo-2-kinase activity; fructose-2,6-bisphosphate 2-phosphatase activity; ATP binding. Gene Ontology annotation, biological process: fructose 2,6-bisphosphate metabolic process; fructose metabolic process. NCBI's taxonomy places the organism in Eukaryota, Metazoa, Arthropoda, Insecta, Diptera, Sciaridae. Gene Ontology annotation, cellular component: cytosol.
GUAUAUAAAGAGACUAAACAUCAGAGAAGAACGAAACGAUUCUUUUUUCCUCGACAGAAUUCAUCGGAAUUGCAAAGUGUUACUAAAAGUGUAACAUUUACACAAAAUGUUUUAUUGAAAAUUUAUGAGUAAAAAAACCGGAUUGCCAAGAGACACACGCAUUAAUUUAAUUAAGAAAAAAGACAACAAAAAAAGCGAAGAAAAUAAAAAAAAAAGAAAUAAACAAGCGAGCAGUGUAUAUACAUAUCUGAAAAACGCACACUCCAACCCAACGUUGACUGGUUCGCAGCUGAUUAAAGUGUGUUGUGUGUGGUGUUUCUGUAAAAAAAAUCAUUUUUUUUCGUUGAACUAACAUUGCAAAGCUCAUUCAAAGUUGUUGGUGUCUUUUUAAAAUAAAUACACGAAACAGCUCUUGUCACUCGAUUAGUACGCUUCUGACGGUUCAAGUGAAUGAAUUAGUAAAUUUUUUCAAUAUAUAAAGAAAUCGGAACAAAGUCAAUUCAAACAGAGAGAGCAUCACUGAAUGCUAAAUCAAAAUACGAAAGAUACGAAAUCAAAACAAUCAGCCGUUUCCUUCAUAACGAUAUAGUUUAUGAGUGUGGAAAAUUGAAAUUCAAUUUUCCAGUGUAAGUCCUUUUAUCAGUGAUUCAACACGUCCAAUCGGUAAAGGAAAAAAAUCGAAAAAGAAAAUUUUUGUCAGUGUGAAAAUUCGCAGCUAUUUUUGUAAGCUGGCUGACAUUAUUCAAGUGUUUUCCGAACAUUUUCAUUUCGAUGUGUACGUCUCGUUGCCGUUCUGUGUAGCUGUUCGUGUUAUGAAGGACAUUCAAAGUUUUAUACGACACACAUCCUCCGAUCAUUUCUGCGAACAAUUUGCUUUUGUUUACAAGAAUCUUGUUUUCAUUUAAGAAAAAGUUGAAAGUUUUUUUCCUUUUAAUUUCAUUUGGAAAUACGCAAAAUAUCCACACAAAACUUUUCCAUAUUUUAUUGUGUUGAUCUACCAAUUUCCAACUAAAAAAAAUUAAUAAAAAUUUGUGUGUACGCUGCCGCUGCUCUACAUUACAGCACUAGCGCUCUCUGACAACGACGAACGAUAAAAACGAAUUUUCGGUUUUUCAUUUAAUGUGUAUAAAUUAGUGAGCGAUAAGACAAUUUUUGUUAUUCCUUCAAUUGCUCUGUAACGUGUUGUGUGUUGUGAAAUUCAAUUUUUUUUUCUAUUUCAUCGUUUUUUUUUGUUUAACUUCGUAUAUCAACUUUGAUCUUGAGAUAUUGAAGCAUUGAAACUAUAUCAGAGAGAGAUACUUGUCGUACAUACAAAAUACAAAAUCAAAUAUUUGUGGUGAGUCUGUCGGUGUUUAUAGAACCUACCAUAAUAACAACGUAGUGUCGACUUAUUACACAAUAUUGAGUGCAAUUAUAACUUCAGUGCAUCAGCUGUAAAACACACAGCUCAUUGUAGUCCGUAGGAGUGUUAAGUGUAUUUUGGCAAUUAUCCCAAAGUAAGGUCAUUCACCUAAAUUAUUUACAUUGUAAAUUGGUCCCAUUGGUGCUCGAAAAGACGGCAUAGAAUCGUCAUUUGGAUAAAAUAAUAUUUUUUUUACAAAAAAACGAAAAUUUGAUGUUUGUGAAUUGCAACAACAAAACAGUCAUGGCACCGAUUGUUAUGAAUGCGUCCAAUGGACUAGCGGAAAAUGGCAAAUUUUCAUCGACACAAAAUUCAAAUGAACCAUCGCACACAAUAACACCAUGUCCACUAAAAGCACCCCUUGUUGUGACCAUUGUUGGACUGCCAUGCCGUGGCAAAUCGAUGGCAGCCAAACGAAUCGCUCGCCACUUAACGUGGAGAGGGGAGUACCCAAAAGUUAUUCGUGUGGAUGUUAACGCCAAGACAGAUACGUUAACCGAGAUUAUGAAUUGGUUCCAAAGUGGUAAUAAUGUUGCCAUCGUCGACGGGAUGCAUUUGACGCGUCAAACACGUCAAUUCCUAACAACGUUUUGCAACGAAAAAAUAUUCCACCAUCUGUUCGUCGAGUUCGACUGUGACGAGAAAAGCCUUGAAGACAAUAUCCGCGAAACGGCCCUUUUCUAUAAGAAUUUGGACAGCACAAUGGAUUGGGUGCAGAUCUUUCGGGACAAGUUGGUCCAUUGCAGCGAUCAAUACGAAAUAUGCAAACCGGCCAUCGAAGGACCCAUGAUCACGAUAACAAAUUCGGAAAAUCCACUAGUACAUUCGGUGACAGCACGCGGAGUUCAGGGAUAUCUGCAGACAAUGAUUUUGGGAGUGUUGUCCAUGCCAGUUAUUAAGCAUCAAUUGUACUACUUUACUCGCCACGGUGAAUCCGAGUAUAAUGUGCUGGGUCGCAUCGGUGGCGACGCAGAUCUUUCGUCGAGAGGCAGAAGUUAUGCUGACCUUUUGACGAAAUAUUUGACUGGUGGAACGAGUUCCGGAGCUAUUCCUCCAAAGUUGAUCUGGACAUCAGAACUCUGCAGAACCAUUCACACGGUCGAAAAAAUUCCCGGACCCCGAGCAGCCAUCAGAGAUUUGAACGAAAUCAACGCUGGAAUCUGUGAAGGCUUAACGUACGAAGAGAUUCACGAACGAUUUCCGCAAGAGUUUGCCUGGCGCGACCAAGACAAAUUGAAGUAUCGAUAUCCGCAUGGCGAAUCCUAUCUAGAUCUUUUACAACGCGUUGACAGCAUCGUACAGGCCCUACUUCCAAAGACAGAUGUUCUGGUUGUAUCUCAUCAGGCGGUGCUCAGAUGUAUCAUGGCCUACUUUAUGGGAUCGACGCCUGAGGAAGUUCCAUACAUAAAUGUACCGUUGCAUACGCUGCUAGCCGUGCGGUCCUAUGGCUAUGAAUUUCAAGUGGAAACAAUACCGUUGCAAGUGAAAUGUGUGGAUACGUUUCGACAACAGCCAAAGAACUGCUCACCUGAACGUAGCGAGGCCGAUGUCCUUGAAACCGUUCCAGCUCAUUUCGACGCAAUUGUGCCACAUCUUAUCAAUUAAAAAAAGAACCACCCCCAUUACCACCAACCAUUUUUACAACCACAAAGAUCUAUUUAUAAUUUUCUUGAUUUUUUUUAA